AUGUAUUUCUUCGUCAUGGACCCUGCGUAUGACAGUUAUGAUCCGCAAGUUAGAAUGGCAGGAGGUGUUCCAGUUCAUUAUGCUAUGUCGGUUUCACAUCCCGCUGCAUCGAGCAGUGACUUCAAGAUAGACAUUGCUAAACUGCGUGCAAAAUGUUCGCAAAAGACAAAGAUGCUUGUGUUGAACAAUCCUAACAAUCCAACGGGUAAAGCUGUACUCUCGUGA
Messenger RNA from Cooperia oncophora, 225 nucleotides. NCBI's taxonomy places the organism in Eukaryota, Metazoa, Nematoda, Chromadorea, Rhabditida, Trichostrongylidae. The record is from the annotation of a GenBank genome assembly.